AUGUGCUUCCAUACUUCUUGAUGCCUCCGCUCACCCUGACCUGAGCCCCUCCCACCUCCUGGACUCGCACCUUUUCUCCCCCCACAGAGGGGGGCGUGUCGACGGCUCUUUAGGACCCAGUGGCUCCUGACAGGCAGGCAGGCAGGCAGGCAGCGGCUGGCUGGGCUCUGAAGCAGGCUGAAGCAGACAAAGGCAGUAGAGAGAGAGGAGAGGAGAGAGACGGCGUGCGGCUGAUCCUGCAGCAUCGACUCGCACUCACUUCCACUCCCCCUCACGCGCAGACUCUCCAGAACAGUUCCCCCCCACAUCACGCCAUUCUCAAACUCCAUCCCUGCCAAGCCAUCAUGGAGCCAGACUUCGGACAUUUUGACGAAAGAGACAAGACGUCCCGCACCCCGCGGGGCGGCCGCAUGAACGGACUUCCCAGCCCCACCCACAGCGCCCACUGCAGCUUCUACCGCACACGCACCCUGCAGGCCUUGACCAACGAGAAGAAAGCCAAAAAAGUGCGCUUCUACCGGAACGGGGACCGGUACUUCAAGGGCAUCGUGUACGCUGUGGCCAAUGACCGGUUUCGCACUUUCGACGCUCUUCUGGCGGACCUCACGCGCUCGCUCUCUGACCACAUCAACCUGCCUCAGGGUGUCCGCUUCAUCUUCACCAUCGAUGGGUCACAGAGGAUCUCAACCUUGGAGGAGCUGGAGGAAGGGGAAAGCUACGUUUGUGCCUCGGAGAACUUUUACAAGAAAGUCGACUACACAAAGAACGUGAACCCCAACUGGUCUGUGAACGUGAAGGCCUCGGCCAGCCAGAGGAACUUGCAGUCCUUGGCCUCCAAGKCUGCCAACGAGCCCCGGGAGUGCAAAGACUUUGUCCGGCCCAAGCUCGUCACAGUGAUGCGCAGCGGCGUGAAGCCGCGCAAAGCCGUCCGCGUCCUGCUCAACAAGAAGACGGCGCACUCCUUCGAGCAGGUGCUSACCGACAUCACGGAGGCCAUCAAGCUGGAGAGCGGCGUUGUCAAACGAAUUUACACGCUCGAUGGCAAGCAGGUGACCUGCCUCCAAGAUUUCUUUGGCGAUGAUGAUGUCUUCAUUGCAUGCGGACCAGAAAAAUUUCGCUACGCACAGGAUGACUUCUCACUGGAUGAGAAUGAAUGCAGGCUGAUGAAAGGUGCUAAAGCCCAGCGCGGGUCGGUGAAGAGUCCCGGUCCGAUCAAACGCAGCAAAUCUCCUGAGUCGACCAACGGGACCGGCUCCAGCAGCCAGAUCUCCACCCCGAUGAAACAUUCCCCCACCUCCACCCCGACCAGUCCAGGCCUAAACAAGCCGAAGGAUCUGGAUCUGCCCUUAUCUCUGGAAGACGAGGAUUCUCUUGGUGAAUCCAUGUAGACGUUCCCUCCAGCAGUCAGCCUUCUUCAACCAGAAGAGUUUUUUUUUCUUACCUCUGCUGUUUUCCACCUUCACAGUGCCAGCUGUUGAAGAGAACCACUCUGUCUCUGUUUUUUUUUUUUUUAAGAAAAAAACCUUGGCCACCAUUUGCUGCUUGAGAAUAACAAACAGCUUUUUUGAAAUUCUGUUUAGAUCACAUCUUUAACAAUCAGCUCUAACAUUCACCUUUAUAUUCAGGAGGAUGGCCACGAACAGGAAGUUAUUGUGUAAAGGAACCCCCUUCCCUUUGUUUGCACUUUGAAUUUAAUUUAUCACGAGUUUCAAGCAGCAAAUGGAUAUUUUUUGAGCAGUUUUAGACGAUUUUGUAUCACUUAUUUGUGAUGUUCCUUCACAUCCUCUCUGUCUCUUCACUCAACAGCUUUGUUGUCAGGGGAAGUCUUUUGAAGCCAGAUUUGAGUCUUUUUCAACCUGCUGUAAAUACUGUGUACAGCCAUCCACCACUACCCUUUCUGUCCAUUGCUGUGCUUCCAUAACAUCACUGUCACCUACCAUUUACUCCGCUUUCUACAUGAUACAGGGUAUGGUCAAAAUAUAAGAAAACUCCAAAUCCAAGCCUCCCAGUGAAGUGUAGGAUGCAGCCCUUGGUUGCAGCAGUUUAUAAAUUCACACUUUUUAACCUCUUUAACUAUGGAUGUUUUUUAAAUCCACCUAUUGAAAAUGACCGGCGUUCAAAUAGACAAAUCAAAUUGAAGGAAAUGAUGCAGAGGCAAAGCACCCUACGUGUUUCUGGUGAGGUUUUCUUCUGUUUUGACCCUCUACAUAAACAUGGUUUACUUGUUCACAAACUGCAGUGCAUGAUGUUGAAUUGUCAUAAAAUGUUUGUCAUUAAAAAAACUAAAGAGGAAAUAAAGGACCUAACAGUAAAUAAGAACAACCAAAGGAAAAACCAAUAAGUCCAUUCUGUAACAAAUCAAACAUUAGGUUUGAAGGUUAUAUUGAGCGAGCAGCUCCCAUUUACACCAGUUUAUUGUUCCAUAUUUCUGAAAAGAAACAAGCUGAGGUGAGAAGUCUUGGAGCGAUCGUUUACCAGUAUCAUUGUCCUUCAAUGUUUUCUUCUUAUUGAGCAAAUGACAACUUGAGAUGACAAAUUUCAAAGCCGUGGUUAGAAGUUUCAAAACUCUUAAAAGGAUCAAAAGCAUGGUGAGAAGGGUCAAAGCCAAAGUCAGUUUUUGACAAAGGAUUACAUAAGAGACAUUUGUCAUUUUUAUAUUUAAAAUCCCAGAGGAGGCACACAUGGCGUUCAUUGCAUGUCACAUUUACAGUCAACAGAUUUAAUCAUCUUUAUCCAAACACGUCUGUGUGGAAUCAUCCAGAGCACGACCUUCUGGAGUGGUUAAAUAGAACUGGACGACUUCUCUGGUUACCCGCCUCAWRUAAAAGCCUGAGGAAGUCGUCGUCGUCCAUGAUUUCUGUUUAACUACAACGGAUUAUCAGCUGUUUCAAACAUYUGUGGGAUUUCUCCUCUUUUUGCAUGGCUCUGCAUAGAUCAGCGAUACGAGAGGGCGAUGAAAGCAUAUUUGUCUAUGUGUGAGUUUUAAAUUUUUAUAUAAAAAAUAUUAAUUUAUAAUGAAAGGUACUUGGAUUGCUUUUUUUUCCCCAGUCAUCACGACUCAUCGUGUGACUAAAGUGAAAUCUUUUGAAGGGAGCUUACUCGGAUUUUUUAAAUUUUUUUUUUAGGGAAUCAAGCCUGAGAAAUGUCAGAUAUGGGGUGAUUCUGAAGCACAAAGCAGGGAUCCACUAAUGCAUCGCAGCAACAGCUAUAUCACUGUCAAAAUGUCCCAACUUUUUCAACGUGUAACCACAGUUUCUGAUUAUAAAAUGCUGCAACAUGUAGCAUCUUUUUAAAUGAAGAGCUAUGCAUUUUGGAUUCAAGAGUGGUUGAAUGUUUCUUUUCUGUAGGUAUGGCCUUUUGUAAACCCAGCAGUUUGUUUAGAACGGAGCCUCCAUUAAAACUUUCAUAUCUUUGUGAUGAAUGGUCUGUCUGAAAGUUGUGUUUUUUUAGGAGUGAUGCAAGCAUCAGCUUGGGGGCGGGGGGGACUUUUGAGCUCAGCUACUUUAAAGCUGAGGACAAACCAUUACAAACUACUUGGUGCUGUUAAGUCCACCUUUUACCUGCAGGGAGCGCUGUAACACCAGCACAACAGCUAUUAAUAUCAGCAGCAGGGAUGCCUCACUUUAGCCACCAUUUUGUACAGAACAAAGAAAUCACUUCUCUYUAAUCACUAUUCUAAAACCUUACAUACUAAUCCAGUGUUUUGUUUUGUUUUUUUUUACAGCUUUUUACAUAUAAAACAAAAUGUUGGUUGUCGAGUAAACCAGUCUGCCACCAUUAAAGAUGGACAGUGUGAUUCAUCACCAUCAAUGGUGCCUUUUUUCCUUUUUUUUUAAAUAACUGUCUUUUUGAUAAAUGAAAAGCGGUGUCAAAGGCUUGUUCUUUAACAGCUCUUUGUAAUAACCUUUUUAAUGUCUUAAACGAGAAGGCCUCUUAACACACUUUGUUUUGUAGAAACACAGGAUGCUUUAUGAUGUACAUACGCUCUUCCUGUUUUGCCUUUCUGAUCGAAUGAAUGACUUUUUUUUUCCCCUCUACCUGAAAUUUACAGUGUCCUUUUUAGUGGUAUUUUGCAAUGUUACUGUGGCUUGUUUCAGUGCUUCAUUCAGUGUAUUAACUGGUAUCCUUUUGCAAAUAAAGCGGUUGUAUUUCA
Molecule: messenger RNA, 4153 nt
Organism: Austrofundulus limnaeus
Lineage: Eukaryota; Metazoa; Chordata; Actinopteri; Cyprinodontiformes; Rivulidae
Product: neuronal migration protein doublecortin
Exons: 7
Coding region: 345-1388 (347 amino acids)
Biological process (GO): axoneme assembly; retina development in camera-type eye; photoreceptor cell development
Cellular component (GO): axoneme
Source: RefSeq, a predicted model, not a curated record